Molecule: messenger RNA, 390 nt
Organism: Medioppia subpectinata
Lineage: Eukaryota; Metazoa; Arthropoda; Arachnida; Sarcoptiformes; Oppiidae
Source: the annotation of a GenBank genome assembly
AUGACUUGCUUAUUAGACGACGACCAAUCAUGGAAUACAACGCGUCCGGAAUUUUCUCAAUGCUUUCGUCAAACGGUAUUAAUAUGGAUACCGUCGGCAUUCCUGUGGCUCUUCGCGCCCAUGGAGUGCAUUAUAAUCGCCCGAUCGAAGGCUCGACUCAUACCGUGGAAUAUAUAUAACAUGUCAAGAAUUAUAUCCGUAGCCAUCAUAUGUCUGUUUGCAUUACUCGACUGUUUAUUCUGUAUAUAUCUGUAUGGCGUACACGACGAACAACGCGACGCUUUCCAAUUUGCCGCCCCUUUUGUCACUUUUGCUACUUUUUUAUUACUCGAAUAUUUCAUCGAUGGAGGGGAAUACACACGAGUGGAGUGGUUUGGCUUUUCCUGUUAA